AUGGCACGUCCUUUUUCAUCAUUUACCUUAUUCUUCAUCAUUUUGCAGCUCUUAUGGACUUGUAGUUUGUAUGCAAAUGGAUGUUACACUUCAAUCAUCGGUUUUGGAGACUCUCUAUUCGACACUGGUAACCUAAAACAGCUAAAUCCACAAUUAGGUUUCUUUUAUCCUCCUUAUGGGGAAACCUUUUUUCAUAAGCCCACUGGCCGUGCUUCCAAUGGUCGCCUCAUAAUCGAUUUCAUUGCUGAGAGCCUCAAGCUGCCAUUUGUACCACCAUUUUUCGAUGACAACGGGGGCGAGAAGAUGGAAUUGGGACAAGGAGUAAAUUAUGCGGUAAUAGGUGCAACCGCAUUGGAUUCUUCUAUUCUUGAAGCUAUUGGGGUUCAUAACAAGUUUACAAAUGUUAUCUUUACGAGUUCAACUUGA
This is a messenger RNA of Lactuca virosa, 426 nucleotides long. NCBI's taxonomy places the organism in Eukaryota, Viridiplantae, Streptophyta, Magnoliopsida, Asterales, Asteraceae. The record is from the annotation of a GenBank genome assembly.